Molecule: messenger RNA, 939 nt
Organism: Myotis brandtii (Brandt's bat)
Lineage: Eukaryota; Metazoa; Chordata; Mammalia; Chiroptera; Vespertilionidae
Product: olfactory receptor 1020-like
Exons: 1
Coding region: 1-939 (312 amino acids)
Biological process (GO): sensory perception of smell; G protein-coupled receptor signaling pathway
Cellular component (GO): membrane
Molecular function (GO): G protein-coupled receptor activity; odorant binding; olfactory receptor activity
Source: RefSeq, a predicted model, not a curated record
AUGAGCAACCAUUCAACAGUGACUGAAUUUAUUCUCCUGGGAUUCAGCAAUCAUCCAGAACUACGGUGUCUUCUUUUUAUGGUGUUUCUAGUCAUCUAUAUCAUCACUGUGUUUGGAAAUCUUGGCAUGAUCCUAUUAAUCAAUAUUGACUCACGUCUCCACACUCCCAUGUACUUUUUUCUCAGUAACUUGUCCCUUGUUGAUGUCUGUUAUUCUUCAGUCGUUGCCCCUAAUAUGCUAGUGAAUUUCUGGGUGGAGAACCCAGUCAUUUCAUUUAGUGAAUGUGCCACACAAUUCUUCUUUUUUGGUUCUUUUGCUGGUAUUGAAGGCUUCCUGUUGGCUGUGAUGGCUUAUGACCGGUAUGUGGCCAUCUGCAAGCCUCUUCUUUACACAGUCACUAUGUCCCCUCAUCUUAAUAUCAUGCUGGUGUCGGCCACUUAUCUUGCAGGCUUUCUGAAUGCUUCCAUUCACACUGGCUUCACCUUCCAGCUGUCUUUCUGCCACUCCAAUGUCAUCAACCACUUUUUCUGUGACACUCCACCCCUCCUGAAGCUCUCUUGUUCUGAUACACGUGUCAACGAGAUCGUCAUUUUUGCUUUUGCCAGUUUUAAUGAACUGAGCUGCCUUCUAACUAUUCUCAUUUCUUAUCUCUACAUCCUUGUUGCCAUCUUGAGGAUCAGUUCUGCCAAGGGGAGGCACAAAGCCUUCUCCACCUGUGCGUCCCACUUGAUGGUGGUUACCAUCUUCUUUGGCACAAUCCUGUUCAUGUAUCUGCGCCCCAGCUCCAGCUACUCAAUGGACCAGGACAAAGUGGUGUCUGUGUUUUAUACAGUGGUCAUCCCCAUGUUAAAUCCUCUCAUCUAUAGUCUGAGAAACAAGGAGGUCAAAGCUUCUUUAGGUAAAAUUUUUAAAACAACCUCUUUUCACUUCUGUGCUUAG